AUGAUCAAUAGACAAAAACGCGAGGAACCUGCAGGCAUUAUCAUCUACGACAGUGACUGGAUAGAUAGAGAAGACACGCAGGGUACCUUUGGGCAUUACAUAGAUCGCUACGUCCGCACAGUAGUGCCGAGCAGGCCCAUUAUCACCCCACAGUCGAGUGUGACAACGUUGGGGGCCCCUCCCGAUGAACAAUAUUACGAGGAGUACAGUUGCAGACCGCCUGCAAUCGCCAUGAUCAUCAUGUCGAUUAUCGAAAUUGUUAUCUACAUUUACGAUAGACAAUGGGGAGGAAUUGCUGGAUUUUUAAUUUACAAUCCCACACGAAGAUACGAGGCGUGGAGAUAUCUGACUUACAUGCUCGUCCAUAAGGGAAUAAUGCAUCUAGUUGGAAACUUAUCGAUCCAAAUAAUGCUGGGAAUCCCCUUGGAAAUGGUGCACAAGUGGUGGCGUGUCCUGAUCAUCUACUUUGCUGGAGUAAUAGCCGGCUCCCUUGGAACAUCGGUUGCACUUCCAAAGUUUUAUCUAGCGGGUGCAUCUGGGGGUGUUUUUGCACUCAUGACAGCACACAUUGCAACGAUUUUAAUGCGAUGGAAACAAGUAAAAUUUGUUGCACUUGAAUUUCUUGUCUUUGGUUUCAUGACGAUUCUUUACGUGAUUUCGAAUUUCCGCAAUCGUUAUGUGCUUCAUAAAUACGAUGGAAUAGCGUACGAUGCACACAUGGCUGGAGCUGCAGCUGGAUUAUUAGUGGGAAUUAAUAUUCUUUGUAAUCUCAAAGUUAAUAAAUGGGAGAAAGUUCUCUGGUGGGCUAGCAGCUUUACUUACACCGCUCUAAUGUCCGCUGCUAUCCUCUGGAAUAUCUUUGCGAUGGAAUAGUAAAAUUAUCGAGACAACAAAACUGUCGUGUUCGUAAACUAGUGGGAAAAGAAAAUUUUCCACACGCCGGGAGGAAAUAUACUAUAGUGUGAUAGAAUGAAUAUAUGACGGGAUCGAUCGGUUUUAACGUAGAAUAUGACCGUUCAAUCAGACGAUUUAUAAUUAAUUAAGACAUAAUGACGAUGAUGAGAAAUAAUAGGGUGAAUUAUUUUUGUAAUAAAGACGAUUUUUCAUAUUAAUAAAGGCAAAUGUUG
This is a messenger RNA of Diachasmimorpha longicaudata, 1127 nucleotides long. RefSeq names its product rhomboid-related protein 2-like. NCBI's taxonomy places the organism in Eukaryota, Metazoa, Arthropoda, Insecta, Hymenoptera, Braconidae. The coding region runs from base 1 to 873 and encodes 290 amino acids. The transcript is spliced from 3 exons. Gene Ontology annotation, cellular component: membrane. Gene Ontology annotation, molecular function: serine-type endopeptidase activity. The record is from RefSeq and is a predicted model, not a curated record.